This is a messenger RNA of Acytostelium subglobosum LB1, 3066 nucleotides long. RefSeq lists its product as hypothetical. The coding region runs from base 1 to 3066 and encodes 1021 amino acids. The transcript has 5 exons. Gene Ontology annotation, molecular function: RNA polymerase II transcription regulatory region sequence-specific DNA binding. The record is from RefSeq and is a predicted model, not a curated record. Gene Ontology annotation, biological process: negative regulation of G1/S transition of mitotic cell cycle; cell differentiation; regulation of transcription by RNA polymerase II. Gene Ontology annotation, cellular component: chromatin; nucleus; transcription regulator complex. NCBI's taxonomy places the organism in Eukaryota, Evosea, Eumycetozoa, Acytosteliales, Acytosteliaceae.
AUGGAUGAAUUGGUGGCCGCAGUAGAUAGUCUGCGUGGUGAGACCGCCCUACUCAGCAUGGAUGAGCUGAGACCAAAGCUAGUAGACAUUGCCACCACUCUAAACGUUGACCAAACAACAACCUCAAUAGCAUUGGACCUACUAGAGUAUAUACAGUUAACCAAUGAUACAUCAGAUAUCAAUCAAAGAUAUUAUAUAGCAUGUUCAUUGUUUGUUGCAGGAAACAAACGAUUCAAUACGCUUAUACCAAAGACACUGUCGACACACCUCAGCACGGAGCAGCUGACACACAGCGUCUAUCUGUCACAGCUGCUCAAAACUGCCGACAUCAAGAUGCGCGACUUUUUUGAGAUACUACCAUCGUUCGUAUCGAUGCUCCGAUGCGACACUCAGCCACUGGGCGAGAUGACGCGCAAGCUCGGCGUCUCAUUCGUCGUGCUCAACGUCAUCUAUCGCAAGUACGAAGACACGUAUCGCAGCUGCUUCCAGUUCAAUCCGGUCACGGACCGUCUGGCGGGUGGCGGCAUGGGCAGUGUGGCGCGCAAUCAGGCACUGGGGCGCUUCAGCGACGAGCACCUCUUUGACAUUGGCUGGCACAUCUAUCUGUACUGCAAGCGCAGGCUGUUCAACACGACACCCGAUCUUAUCCAGUCGACCAACCUCAUCAUAUGCAGCAUCAAUCUAGUGUACAGCAAGUCGAACCUACUCUCCAAGCUCAGUCUACCACUUCCCCCAUCCUCCUCCCAUGUUGGCGACAACAACAACGAUAACAAUAACAACAAUAACAACAACAACAAUCACACAGACAAUCCAAACGAGAUACUAGAGUAUCUAUGUAGAAAGAUAGACAUAUCCCUGUACAAGGAACUUGUAAAUACCAACAAGACAACAUUCACCAACUUGGUCAAAGAGAUGGUGAAUGAUCAACUACUUCAACAAUCAAACAAUGAUAUUGUGUUCUCAACAUCCAAUAUCUCAUCGAUAUUGGCGAGCUUCAAUAAGCAUUAUGAGCGACAGUAUUACGCCGGUGGUGAUAUUGAUGAGCGUUGCUUCCUCACGGACAAGGCCGCAAUUGGAACACCCUUUAAACAGGCCAACAACAACAACAAUCAGAUGUCUGCAAAGAAGGCCAUGACACCAGACUCCAAGUUCCAGCAGCCAGCCAGACAUGCAAGGAACAACGCCUCAGACACACCGAUCAAGUAUCCAACCACGCCCAGCAAGGCCACAAACAGCUCGGGACACCUGCCCGCCACACCCAUCUCUGCAUCCCUAUCAAUGAUUGCCUGGAUAAAGGCCGUCAGCAAGUCGGACGAUGUUCUGAGCACGACAGAGAGCCUGAUCGAACGGGGCUCAAAGAAGGAGACCGUUCAGGACAUUAGCAAUCGCGUGAAGCAACUGACACAGAGCAUUGACAAGCUGUACACUUCAGAGGAACUGUCGGAGCAUGGCGCCGAGAGAAUCCAGAACAAGAGGAGGACGUACGGCGUGCGACUCUACUACAAGCUGCUCGGCACGAUCAUUGAGCAGGAGUUGGCCAAGGGGUCGGCUGGCACCAAGACCCUGCCGUUCCUGCCAAACGAGGAGUUCAACCGAUCGCUGCUGGCCACCAGCUACGACAUGGUGUGCUAUGCGUACAAGCUGGACGCGCUGCUGUUCCCCUACUUUGUCAACCGAUUCCAGAUACUGCCCUACAGUCAUCUGCGUGUCAUUGCCACCGUCAUCAACCUGGGCAUCAUCCCCGCACUGCUCACUCAACACCUGACCUCCAUUGAGACCAAGAUCAUCGAGCAAUACGCAUGGACCACCAACUCAUUCGUCUUUACGCACAUUGAGCAAUAUCGUGAACCACUGUACCUAUACGCCACACAAUACAACUCAAGCAGCAGCAGUAUUACGACUCAAGGCAACAUACCAUCGACGCCAACAAAGUCCAACAAUACCUCGCUACUCAGCGCCACUCCAACCAAGCCCAACACAACAUCAACGACCACAACAACGACAACAACUACAUCCAAUCUUCAAUCACCAACUCCAGCAGCUCCAGGCCAACAAACAUCACCCGUUCUAAUGAUGUUCUUUAGAAAGCUUAUCAUGCGACUGCAGGCCAAACUAAAACAUUAUGCAACAGAGCUGAGUCUGCCAGCGCAGAUGGUGGCGCAGAUGAACUGGGUACUCCUGAAGCUUAUCAUUGAACAUACUCGCAUGCUACAGGAUAGAUACUUGGACACUGCCAUCGCCUGCACCGUCUAUGCCAUUUGUAAAUCAAACAACAUGGAGAUAGGAUUUAAGUCACUGUUAGAGAUAGCUUCAAUACCAACACCAGCUUACAAGGACAUACCAUUGAAAGAAGGAGAAAGUGGAAAUAUUAUUGCAUUCUACAACGCGAUAUACCUGGAAGAGAUGACGUCGACUGUUGUCCAGGCAAAGGACAAGGUGCCACAAAUGAAGGUGCCAAUAACAACACCAACCAAGCAGUCUAUGGCAACAGUCGCCUCGCCAAUGUCCAAUGUCAUAUUCUCACCGAUGGGAUCGGCCGCGCGCGUCUCAUCACUGACGCCAUCAAAGACCACAUCAUACAGCAUUGGCAAGACGCCCACCAAGGAGCUACGAAGCAUCAAUAUGAGCAUCAACCAGGCAGUUCCAAUCAAUGGCUUUGGCAACAGCAACAGCAACAAUGCUCACCACCAAGCAGUUGCUGGUGGUAGUGGAUUGGGACUGACAUCACUCGCGCCCAUCGGAUCGUCUGCAUCGUCCACCAGCACAUCGACCUCCUCGUCGUCAUCCGUGUCACCUAUACUUUCAUCGGCAUCCGAGAUGGAGUUUAAUGAGAACAGUUCAAAUGGCGCCUACAACAGUCUGCAGUAUCACGAGGCCAACUCCAAGGCAAGAGGCAAGCGUCUAUUCUACAGAGAGGAUGACAAUGGCAAUGGCAAUGGAAAUGGAAAUAGUGGUGGCAACAGCAACAACAACUCAUCAUCUGGUAGUGGCAAUAGACACACUCCAAGUCCAUCCUCAUCGAAUGAUGACAAUGACGGUGUGCAAGAACCUCCAUUGAAGAAAUAA